Molecule: messenger RNA, 5100 nt
Organism: Marchantia polymorpha subsp. ruderalis
Lineage: Eukaryota; Viridiplantae; Streptophyta; Marchantiopsida; Marchantiales; Marchantiaceae
Source: the annotation of a GenBank genome assembly
GAGAGAGAGAGGAAAUUGACCCAAUCAGGUGGAGCGUAUUUUGCUGGAUUUGAACAGGCAGCCUUGCCCACGAUUGAUAUCUAUCAUUCAGGGAUUCGCCGCCCUCGAGCAGCACUUGGACAUGCUGGUAUCGGAUCUAAUCGAGGUAAGAACUUUCGGAUUAACAAAAGCUUGAUUGCACCUGAAUCCAGACCACAUCGUCGGCGCAUAAGAAGAUGUGAUCAAAAUUUUGAAAGGUGUUAGCAUGCUAUGAUGGCUUCGGCUCAUAUCGAAGCAGCAUCGAGGGCAAUCUACGAAGAGGCCACAAGGUGGACUAAUCGACACGAGACUCCCAACUUGUCUGUCCAUCACUCGUCCUUCAACACGAGCGCCGUCUCGGCUCGAACUGCCACACAUAGAAACAGGCAGCACACCUUCCACUGAUAGAUGCUCUCAGACUGCUGGUUCCAUGAGCGAGCUGCAAAAGAUCUCCACUCUGAAUCGUGCCAAUCUUGUCGACACUAGAAUCUCCUCCACAUCGCCCAGGCCUCAAGGCCAGUCGGUGAUCACUCCACGGAGCAGCAGAGUAGAUGUCAUCUUCGGCCGAGAACCCUCCACCAGGCCGCCGAGCGUGGCUAACAGUGGUUGUUGACCUCAGCGGCGCUCUCGAAUCGGAAUUUCGAGCCUGAAAGUGUGCAGUGCGGGUUCAUAUACAGGCUUUUAGAGGUUCGCAACAAGGUCCGGGAUUGUGCGGAGGAGGGACUCUUGAGAGGGAGGGGCAGGAAAGGGGCGUUUGAGGAUGCGGAGGUGGUGGAGAUGAUGGCGGAACUUGUGCUUGUCGUUUCGUCGCUUGCGGCUAUCGUGUGUCAAUUGUUAGCACUGUAGUGCUCUCCAGAUCCUUGCCGGCCGGAGAAGGGACUUGGCCUCGGACCGAGGCUCGAUCUCGGAUUCUUGCACCAUAUCCGGGUUGAGGCUUUUCAGGUUUACCUCAAGGAAUGUUUAAAUUUUUUCCGCCCUGCUUCGAGCGUCGUCGUUCGUCGGCCCGAGCUUUUCAUCUUGGUCCUCGCGGUCCAGCAGCACAAAGCGAAGCGUGCCUCGGCGGAGAAGACGAGUUUGCGUACACUGUUUUGACAAGUGAAGAAGCUCGGGGAACGUGAGAGGGCCAUCAUCAUCAUCAUCAUCGUCGUCGUGAGCCUGUCCAAGAGUUGGGCUCUUGGGGACGACAAAUUCCUGCGACGAAGAAUCCUCGGUCGGCAGCGAUGGUGCGCUGUCAAAAUUACAAAACGAACUGGUGACGAUGUCUGCUCGCUGCUGCAGGUUCUCGCGCAGGUGCGAAAGAGGAGGUGGGGCAGCAGAUCCGUCGAACAGGUCAAGGAUCGGCAGGUAGAGGGGUCGAUUGAUGGGUAUGCAUAAUUACAGAUACGGAUCGUAAUGCCGGCGACCAGCAUGGCGAAAUUAUCCACAACCAAGAGGCUGAAGUCGGCGCUGACGCCGUCGUUCGCCACCGUGCUGCCAUUGUUUUGUUUAGGCCUGCUGCUUCUGCCCUUGCUCUUACAAAGAAACGACAGCGUCAAUGACUUCAUCAGAGCGAAAUUCAACUCGUACACGGCCGACCAAUUGCCGCUAGAAGAAGUGGCAAAAUCUCCACAACCAUCAAACACGAACCGCACCAGCUUUAACGACGACAACAACAUCAGCAAUAAGUCUACCAGUGAGCGCAAUUCGUUCUCGGAUUCAAACGACGACCAGGCCGAGGACGAGGACGAGGACGAAGAAAGUGCACGAGGCUUCAAAUUGGCCGAGCCCGUGCGCAAGCUGGUCGAGGCGAUUCGCGCCGCGACGCGCGAAGCCUGGGGCGGGGAGCCUGUGCCUAUGACGGACGACGAGAGGCGGGAGUGGGAGCGCAAGAAUCCGUGUCGCAGUCGCGCCGAGCUCAAGUUGCUGUACGCGCAGCGCAAGCACAUGAAGGACGUGCCGGACAACGAGCAGUGGAAGGUCGUGGUCGCGGAGUACGCCGAGCUCCACCGCGCCUGCACGACGCGGAUCGGCGACCUGCAGGCUUACUUCAAGGCGCAAAACUCCAGCGUCGCGGGAUGCCGGUUCAUCGUGGCCGAGACGCACUUCGGCCUGGGCAACAAGGUGUACCAGCUAUCGUCGGUGUUCAUGUACGCGGUGCUGAGCCAGCGCGUCAUGCUGGUGCCGGAGUCGACGUCCGUGCCGGCGGUGGUGUGCCAGCCGUUCGCGGGCUCGUCGUGGACCAUGAAGGAGCGCUUCGUGGAGGAGGUUCGCAAGCGGCGCAAGCCGUCGCUCACCUUCUACGACGACGUGGAUCUGGCCGUGAACGGCACGCGCGACCUCGCGACGUUCGCGUCGGCCAUGAGCAACAAAUGGGGCCCCGAGCCGCGCUUCUGGUGCGACACCGAGCAGCGCUUCCUGACGCGCGUGCCGUGGCUCACCAUCGAUGGCUGCCUGCUCUUCCUGCACAAGCUCUACGCCGUGGACAUGUUCCGCCCGGCGCUCGAGGCGCUCUUCCCCGACCGCAUCGUCCUGACGCGCAUCCUGCGCACCCUCAUGCUGCCGGCCGAUCCCGUCUGGGAGCGCAUCCUGCACGUCAACGAGGUGUACCUGCAGAACGCCGCGAAGCAGGUCGGCAUUCAGGUGCGCUUUCUGAGCGGCGAGAAGGAGUACGAGGCGAAGAACGAGCUGAUCAACGAGAGGAUCACUCGCUGCCUCUGGGAGAACAAAAUCCUCCCUGAAGUGUGCCCCGCUCGGGGCGAUCCGGGCUUCGGCGACCCCAAAUUCGCCGCCUGCGCCGCCAAGCUCACGCGCGAGGAUCACCAGCGGCCGCGGAUCGUCAAGGUCCUCAUCGCGUCUCUGUUCCUGGGAUUGCACGACUCGCUGAACGAGAUCUACCUGCGCCACGAGAUCACCACCACCAAGGAGGUGGUGGGCAUCAUUCAGCUGACCCACGAGAAGAUUCAAGGCACCGGCGUGGAGGUCGACAGCCAGGCCUUCGUGGAGAUCAUCAGCCUCAGUAUGUCCGACGUUCUCGUCGUCACUCCCCAGUCCACAUUCGGAGGCUUGGCCCAAGCUUACGGAGGUUUGGUCCCGUGGUUCAUCGAAUUCGCGAAGAAGAAGGGCGAGCCGGAUCAAUGCGAGCGGGGAAUGGGUAUAGAGCCGUGCUAUUUGGGGGCCAACAUUCACUACGACUGUAAGUAUGAUGCUCCCGGGACCCAGGACAUUCCUGAUUUACUACCGUAUCUCAGAAGCUGCUUAUUCAUCGAUGUCGGAUCCGGAUAUGGAAUGCAAAUGGUUCCGGACAAACUCGAGGACCACGAUUUUUCGUUAGAUUAAGGUUUAGAGACCGAACAAUUAGCUCGGUGGGAUUCAUGAGAUGCUUGGCCGGCUGUACAUAAUCAUAGUACUCCAAUUUCUGACAGUACUCAUUCUUUCGAAACAAAAGUUUUCCCGAGGUGGUUUAAUGAUCAAAACUCCAAGUAUCCUGCGCCAGCUUCCAAGAAUCCAAGGCUUACUUAUGAUGCGUCACAUUUUCCUGCCCGAUAAUGCGAUUUGUUUCCCGUCCUCCGUGUAUGGUGCCAAGCCAGAGGACGAUUGGAUUUAUGCUUGAAGAGCGCCUUGACUGUAACCGUGCACUUACCACUCUUGUUUGAACUCACGAAGAGGAGUCAUCCAUCCUUGCAUCUGCUGCUGCCCCUUGGCGCAACGCAGAGUUGGCAUCAAAUGUGGUCAGUUCUGGAACACCUGGAUGGCGCCCGAACACCGAAGUACAUGAGCACUCGUAUCCAGAGCUUCACAGCCAGCAAUCAGGAAACUCUGCUGCUGAAUUCGUCAGCGACAGUGCCCGCUCAGAUCCCGAGCUCAUUCAUCUAAAAUCUCUUCCUCGACUUACCGUGAACCUUCCCCAUAUGCAGAGGGAGGAAUCUCAAAUGCCGCUUCAUUGACGGACGACCUUCCCGUACAAGUUUAGCUGGCCCAAGGAAGUUUCCCGUCAUAUAUUUUCUGUUUAGAGGCUCACCUGAUUAACAUAGCCCGGCAAUUGUUUUCAAUCGAGUCACUCGCAUGUGAGGGUUGAAUGCAUUUGGUAGACUCGACUCGAUCAAUUGCCACGCAGAUCGAGCUUUCCGCUUGACCCGGGUGAUGCCCACAUCCGAACACCACUGCAGCGUUUAAGGCGAGGGAUGACAUUCUGGCGCCCCUGUUGACAUUGGGACCCCGUGCCGUCGGCCAAUCAUGGACGCCAGUGCUUCGCAGUGCCCUCUAUAUCCCCGGGGCUCUUUCCAGCUAGACGCCAAGCCAGAUGACACUCGCGAUUGUUCUCGUUCACUGCUACCAUGUCAUGGUCGUGCUGUCUUUAUUUGGGCUCCUCUCUGCCUUGUACACAGUGCCACUCUUCGGUCCGGAGUUCGCACUCUGUCCACGAGUUUCUAUCCACUUUCAGAAGCUUUAUCACACUAGAUCCGAAGUUCCGAGUUGCCAUCUUCAGUCUCGUAAUUGCCCGGACAGCUGGAGACAGUGUCGGCAGCAGCUGUUCAUGUCGGUGGAUUCUUUUGGUGUACUACGUGGGAGAAGAUUGUGUUCUGUGGGAAUCUGGAUGACGACGAGCAAAGCGUGUGUUGUCGUCACCAAGACUGUAGAGAGCACGAAACGUGUACGAGGAAAGAAACGAGUCGGCGAGCAGGCUGAAUGAGCUCCUCCGUCUUCGUGGCCAAGCUGAGCAGGCUUUGUCGUUGAGCUCCAAAGGAACUACUGGCGAGUUUGUGAAGCUGAACUGGAUUGGAAAGUGAAGCACUAAGUCAAGAAACGAGAACAGCGUAGACUUUCUACGCCUUCAGCACCUCUGCUUGCUUACUUUUAUUCUCACUUUCUCCGAGCAAAGUGAACAGCUGACUGGAUGCUCAAAGGAUACAUCUUGAAUCUGGAUCCUAACAUAAUACAGAAAUCAUUGCCCGUAUCUGCUUUCGUUCCAUGACUGGUUUUCAAUCUACAAAAGUUAGUCAGAAAGAAAAGUUUAUGAUAUAUGCGCGACAAGGUUACGCAAUCGUGGAUUGUAUAUUUCACUCACUGUUUCAGGCAGAUUAUGAGCCAAGUUUCGACUCUCAU